Molecule: messenger RNA, 4684 nt
Organism: Fukomys damarensis (Damara mole-rat)
Lineage: Eukaryota; Metazoa; Chordata; Mammalia; Rodentia; Bathyergidae
Gene: Slfnl1
Product: schlafen like 1
Exons: 4
Source: RefSeq, a predicted model, not a curated record
UUACCCUCACUUCAAAAAAGAAAGGAUAUGAUGCCCAGUUCACAUAAGGCUAUUACAGGCUGCAGAGAAAUAGAUAAUGGCGUGGCUUAAAGAGAUUGCCAAUAAGAACAAGAAAUCAAUGGCACCCAGGUCAGCAAGGGAUGUCUCAUGCAGGACAGCCACCCACUGGCAAGGCUGCGAGAUAAGGAGAACAGCUCUGUGUUUGUGUAUGUCAUCCACCAGCUAUUCAUGGUCAGCCAUCUCUCCUCACUACCCAACACAACAUCUCUAAACAACUCACUGGCCAAUUGCCAUAAGAGCAGCUCACGAAAGCCAGAGUCAAGGAAGACUUAAACGAGGGUGGAGAAGCAUGGAGAGCUCCUGGCUGUCCCUUUGUGACUCGAGCAGCUGUGGAGAGUGGAGGCAGACCUGGCUGCAGGGCUCGCCAAGCUGAGGGCACCUCAGUGAGGCCUGGUCUCCCCAGAGCCUCAUAUCGCCACCACAUGGGGCAGGGCGGCUCUUCCUUGCCCUCAUAGUCGCUUUUCUCAAGCUCCUCACACCUGAGCUUCUGCCUUCAUCCCUAAGGGAAACAAACUCCAGGAACAUCUUCAGCACCGCUGCCCAUGAAGAAGGUAACCUUCACCAUACUUCCUCAGUUGAAGUAUCACUGGUGACCUCCACCCUCAAUCCCCCUAGUCAAGACUUCCAGAAGUAGCAUGAGAAAGUGUAUGAACUGCAUUUACCAAAGCCCAGAAGUACUUGGUGUUUUCCUUCUGAGGAACAAGUUCCUGUGUUCAGAGAAGCUGUGCAUCACCAACUCUUGGUUCCAAAGAACAAGGAUGGCCUUGUCCUUCAAAAAGAGGUGGUAGUGUUUAACCAACUUUCCAGGACUCUUAUAAACUGCAACCAGUUGCUGAAGUUCAGAAGAGCCUCCUAGUAUCAGGGGAUCCUUGAUCCCCAGUCUGUGCAUUUUAGUCCAUCCAGGUCAGUAUUCAGUGAAGCGUGGGAAUGGUCACCAAAGAGGGAAGUGAAGGCUCUAGGCAGACUUGAAGGAGGGCAGAGAAGCAUGGAGAGCUCCUGACCAAAACAGGUAGCAACUGCUAGCCUGCAUGGGCACUGGGACGCAUUGCAGAAGAAGAUAUAAUGGAUUCUGGAAGCCGCACAGAGGGAGUGCCGCGGCCACGGUGGGCAGAUACAUCUGCAUACAGUGUGUGGCUGAGCCAGUAAGUAGGUGUGAAGGAGGAGAAUCACUGACUUCCCUGACCUGGCCUGUGUGUGGCAGGCCAUGAAAGGAAAGCAUUAUUGACCCUCGUGAGACCACAGAGGCAGCUGUGCAGGCCCCACCCACUUCCUAGGACCCUGGUUCUUGCUGCCUCCAGGACAAGCUCCAAGGACCCUGAGAGCAGCUGGCUAGGGGCCCGGCAGUUCUGACAGCUCAGGGCUACCUCCCAUGGUCCCCCAGAAGCCAACAGGACAUGAAGGUCUUAGGCCUCCUUUUGCCUCCCGUUCAUGUUUUCCCUGAAUGCUCCCUUCCCAACUAUGGUGGCUCCCAGGCCUUCAAGGAUCCAAUCUGAAAAGAUGCAGGCUGGUCGUACCUACUACACAACCCAGAGGCUGGGGGUGUGGGGUGAGUCGAGGACUGAUGUGUGUGCCCGUGUGCACUGCUCAGAAGUGAGGUUGCUGGACCUGGGGCAGGGUGCAAGGGCUCAGCUCUGUUUUGAGUCUCCUCCACGUAUAUGUAUAUAUGCAAAAGCCUUUCCAGGGAGGGGACGACUCUUGUCAGUGUGCCAAAGAGCAGAAGAACCUUUGAACCCAGCCCUGACCAGGUGCAGAGCCUUUCCCGUCUCACAGCAGGGGUUUGGCCAGGCGGAAGCAGCAAGACAGUUGGUGCUGGCCAGCCCUCAGAGUCCUCUUUUCCAAAAGCCCUUAUAUAAAAGAUGUUUCUGGUGUCUGGAGGCAGCAAAAAUCUUCUAGUUGGCAGGAAACCCCAAGGGCACCUAGGAGGCCCCUAUCCUGUGGAUUGGGGAGGGAAGAAAAGACCCCUGGAGGAUUGAGAGGUUGUGAUAGAUGGAGCCCUCAAAGACCUGAGUUCUGGUCCUUCCUGACCCUUUGGGCAAAUCCUCUUGAUCUGCCCAAAGGCCCUGUGGUCUGGCUUAGUUGUCGAAUUCUUUCUUGCCCUAGGCCCCAGGUGGGUGGCAGGCCCCUUCCUGCUGGCCCUCUACCAUUCUUCUCUCUGAAUCUGCCCAACCUCUGCCAGUCUGUGAGCCUCCCAGGAGCCUCAGCACCACUGGAUCCCUUGGAAGACCCUGGGCUCGGGGAGGAGCCACCAGCAGUGAGGAAUAUCAGAAUCUUCUAAGACCUACAUGGCUACCAGGAAGGGAUCAGGACAAGCACAAUUUCCAGGGCUCCCUAUGGAGUCCCAGGACAAGCAGCCCCCGCCAGAGCUCCCCCCAGGAGAGUCCUCACUUGAGGACUUGGAUCUCCAAGUGGUCCCUGGCACACACACGCUGUAUGUAGGCCACCUGAACCCCCAGUUCUCAGUGCCUGUGCUUGCCUGCCUGCUGGGAGAUACCCUGGAACGUCUGGAGCUGCCAGUGGCGCGGGAGCACAUCCAGGUGGUGAGGCACCCAAAGAACGCCUACGCACUGGUGCGAGUGGCCUCCCACAAGGCCGCCCUGACCUCCCUCCACUGGCGCCUGCGGAUGGCCUUGGAGGAGCAGUUGAUUCUCACAGAGCUCACAGCUCGUGGGAAGGAGCUGGUUUUGAGUGAGGGCUGGGGGCCAGCCCUGAACCGCAGAGAGCAGGAUGACAGUGGCCCAAGCUCAGGCCCCAGCCCUAGGCCCAGCCUAGGCUCCAGUGUCCCACUGCCAGCUCAGCCUACAAAUUCUUCACCUAAUCGGCCCUGGGCCCGGCAGCAGCAGAUUUCCCAAAGCCGGCCCAGGGGCGUGUGCUCAGACAGCGCCAUCGUGCACCAGGAGAUCCUGGGCCAGGAGCAGCUCUUCCAGGGAGCCUUCCUGGGCAGUGAGACAAGGAACAUGGAGUUCAAGCGGGGCAGCGGGGAGUACCUGAACCUGGCCUUCAAACACCACGUGCGGCGCUAUAUGUGCACCUUCCUCAACAGUGAGGGUGGCAGCUUGCUUGUGGGCAUCGAGGACAGUGGCCUGUUGCAGGGCAUCCGCUGUAGCCACCGUGAUGAGGAACGUGCACGACUACUGGUGGAUUCUAUCCUGCGGGGUUUCAAGCCUCAGGUCUUUCCUGACGCCUACACCCUCACCUUCAUCCCUGUCAUUAGCACCUCCACCACCAGCAUCCCCCUCAAGGUCCUUCGCCUGACCGUGCAUAUCCCCAAGGCCUAGAACGAGCCACAGCUGUAUGAGACUGACCAGGGAGAGGUGUUCCUGCGGUGCGAGGGGAGCAUCCAGGGCCCGCUGUCCGUCAGUGCGAUCCAAGAAUGGUACAGACAGAAGUGGACAGCAGAGCUGGGCAAGCUGGAGGAGAAGGUGAAGGUGCUGACACAGGAAAAGGAGCAGCUUCAGCAGCAGCUACAGCAGCACCAGCCUGUGUCCUGUACCUGCUGCAUCCUGUGAAGCCCUGCAGCAGGUGGCAGGCAGCACAGUGCCGCUCCACUGGGCAAAGUGGGCAGUUCCAGUGGACCAAGUCUAAGCGAUAAAACACACCUGGACCUCACAAAGGUGGGCAGGAGCUCCAGCGUCCUCUCCACCACACACAGCUGCCAUACGUGUGGCUUCACCCUGAGCAGACCCAGUCUGCAAGCUGAGAAUUGCUCUCAGCACAUCCCCAAAGCACCUUGCUUUCAGAAUGAACUUGGCCAGUUACCUUACAGCUGAGCUCUAAGGGACUGUCCUCCUUCCUAAAAUGCUCCUUUUGCCCAAGCACUAGUGUACUAGAUGGCCAGAAAGAAAUCUGUCACCUUGGGAAGACCUCUCGCCACCAGCAAAGCCUAUUUGGUAGUUGUGAUUAUGGGAUAAACAGGACACAAUGCAGCCCCACCCUGACUUGCUAGAACUUGUAAUUGUCAAAGCAUCCUAAUAAAGUACAUGCUCCUGAAAUACAUAUGGCUAUUUCUAGGACACGUGGCCAGCCAGCUAGAUGCUGCUGGGUCAUGAGUCCCUUGCUCAGGCCACCUCUACCCAGGAGGCAGAGCCCAGCAUAGGCUCCUGCCACACAGAGCUGGGGGGAACAGAAAGCAGUCAGUCUCUGGUUCAGCCAUCUUAAAAGACCAGGUCCCUUGGGAUAAGUCACCUGCCUCUACUUCAGUUAGCCUGUAUGACAGUGACACAGUGGGCAGGGGCAUUUUGUCACUGUCAGGCAGUACCCGCAUCUACGUGGGCUGUGGUAGAGCAGCAUCCGCCCGGGAAGGGUCUGACUCCAGUUCUAAGCCCGUCUGGCCUCCAGGAAGGAUUCUUGCUCUGGCCAUUGCCCUGCCAUCUCCACUCCACUAGCUGAGCAGACUAAAACCAGAGUCCCAUUCUGCCAUGUCUAUGUUCCCUCUUCAUCCAGAGCAAAGGUCCCUGUCACCUCAGCUCCUGCCAUUGUUCUUGUGACAGCCACACCAACUCAGGGCCUUUGCACUGGCUGCUGCCCUGACUGGACUCCUGUUCCCCAGGAUAGUUGCAUGACUCCCAUUUCCUCUGUACCUUCAAGUCUUUUUCUUUUUUUUUUUUUUUUUGUACCUGGGAUUGAA